AUCCUUGUGCUUGGGAUUCCGCUGCUGCUGCUGCUGCUGCCGUCGUGAUGUUGCGCUGUGACGCUGUUGCUGCACUGCCAGGGGAGGCAGUGAGUGUGGCCGAUUCGCCCUCAGAUACCUCGAUGUUGGAUGAAACAGUGCCGCCAGGCGAUGCUGCACAGCUGGAUGACGAUUCGCUGGACGCAACUCUGCCGCCGCCGAGCCCGCUGGUUGCCGCUGCAGUGGAGCAGGAUUCCAUGGAAAGCUCAGAUUCAGUGGUGCUACUCAAUCAGACCAUAUCUCCCGCGGCACGCUCCGACACCGGGAAGUCCGCUUUUUCAGAUGAUCUAUUUGAUAGCGGGGAAAAUUCAGCGCCCGUCGAUGGAGCAACUUUUCUGGAUGUCACUGCGCCGCCUGUGGACGAGGGCAGUCGCGAAACGUCACCAGAGAUUGUAGUUGUUUUGGAGCGUGUCCAGCCGGAGGGCCAGGAUCGAGGCACGGAAAAUCGAACCCCCGAAGAACUGCGACGUACCGAUGUUGGUUGGGUGAAAACUUCAAAAAACUCGCAUCCAAAUGACGCAAAAGCUCGGAAGAAAGCCCCGCUCCAUUCAAGGUCACCGCUUGCCCCAACUCAGCCCCCGGCCGCACCCCGAUGGCUCUCCAAAACGAAAUCAUCGUGCCACAGUGGGACACUGGAUAGCUGGCUGCAACCAAAUAAACCGCCGACAUCCGAUCCCCACAUUGGUCCU
Gongylonema pulchrum is the source of this 728-nucleotide messenger RNA. NCBI's taxonomy places the organism in Eukaryota, Metazoa, Nematoda, Chromadorea, Rhabditida, Gongylonematidae. The record is from the annotation of a GenBank genome assembly.